GCAUUAUUUGUAGGGUUCCAGCUCCACAACCCCCAAAAGUCACCUCCCAGAAACUACACUAAAUCAAAAAAUUUAUUUUAACACAUUUUUUAUCAAAAAUUUACACUUUUGGGUGCCAUAACCCCACUUAAUCACGUGUGGCAACACUGGUCACUAGUCACAUAACCCAACUUUUUACGUUAGUUUUUUUUCUUAAAAAUGCGUUACGCUCAGCUUGUUGUGGGGCCUGCGGGUAGUGGCAAGUCGACUUAUUGUUCGGCUUUGGUGCAACACGCAAUCGACGCAAAAAGAACAAUAGAAGUGGUAAAUUUGGAUCCAGCGGCUGAAUAUUUCGACUAUGAGCCACGUGCCGACAUUCGAGAGUUGAUCCACGUGCAAGACACCAUGGAAGAUGAAGAAUUACAUUUUGGUCCGAAUGGGGGGCUCAUUUUUUGCAUUGAAUACCUUCUAGAGAAUUCUGAUUGGUUGCGAGACAAGUUGGGGGAGGAAGAGGACGAUUAUAUUCUAUUUGAUUGUCCAGGACAAAUCGAAUUAUACACACACUUAACCGCUAUGAAAAAACUAGUGAAAUUGUUACAAGACUGGAAUUUUAAUAUUUGUAGUGUUUUUUUGGUCGAUGUUCAGUUUAUGACAGAUGGGGCGAAAUUCCUGUCGGGGACAAUGGCCACGUUGAGUGUCAUGGUGAAUUUAGAACUGCCACAUGUGAAUCUUUUAUCAAAAAUGGAUUUAUUGAGCAAGGGGGCACGUAAACGUCUUGAUAGAUUUCUUGAGCCUGACGCUCAUGCCAUUCUAGGGGACAUUGAACUAAAUGGAAUGAAUGCCUUCAAUGAAAAGCAUAAAAAAUUGUCAGAAGCCAUAGGGGAAUUAAUCGAGAAUUAUUCCCUAGUCCGGUUUUUGCCCCUAAAUUUGAAAAACCAGGAAAGUAUUAGUGAUAUUUUGACAACGAUUGAUAACGUCAUACAGUAUGGAGAGGAUCAGGAUGUUCGGACACGUGAUUUCGAGGAGGAACCAAACGAGGACGAAUAAUAAAACCACGAUGAGAAUUUA
Molecule: messenger RNA, 1047 nt
Organism: Tribolium madens (black flour beetle)
Lineage: Eukaryota; Metazoa; Arthropoda; Insecta; Coleoptera; Tenebrionidae
Product: GPN-loop GTPase 3
Exons: 2
Coding region: 199-1026 (275 amino acids)
Molecular function (GO): GTPase activity
Source: RefSeq, a predicted model, not a curated record